UCGAGCCUCUCGCGAUAUUUCCCGUCAGUGGCGGCUCUGUGGGCCCCCUCACGCUGGGCUACUCCUGACAUUUGAAUGAGAACAGAUUGAGAACGACAACCCCGAAAACGGCAGAAGGCAAGAAUGGCUUCAGCUCUGGAGCAGUUCGUGAAUAAUGUUCGGCAGCUUUCGGCUCAGGGUCAGAUGACACAACUGUGCGAAUUGAUAAAUAAGAGCGGGGAGCUGCUGGCGAAAAACCUGUCCCAUUUAGACACAGUUCUUGGGGCGCUGGACAUACAGGAGCACUCGCUCGGUGUUCUUGCAGUCCUAUUUGUCAAGUUUUCCAUGCCAAACAUCCCCGAUUUUGAAACGCUAUUCUCGCAGGUUCAGCUCUUCAUCAGCACCUGCAAUGGAGAGCACAUCAGAUAUGCAACAGACACUUUUGCUGGCCUCUGCCAUCAGUUAACAAAUGCUCUCGUAGAACGGAAACAGCCACUAAGGGGAGUUGGCAUUCUAAAGCAGGCAAUAGAUAAAAUGCAGAUGAACACAAACCAGCUUACCUCAAUUCAUGCAGACCUCUGUCAGCUGUGCUUGUUGGCGAAGUGUUUCAAGCCUGCCCUUCCAUACCUUGAACUGGAUAUGAUGGAUAUCUGUAAAGAGAAUGGUGCCUAUGACGCAAAGCACUUUCUAUGUUACUACUAUUAUGGUGGCAUGAUCUACACGGGACUGAAAAACUUUGAAAGGGCUCUCUAUUUUUAUGAACAGGCUAUAACCACUCCGGCCAUGGCAGUCAGUCACAUUAUGUUGGAGGCUUACAAAAAGUAUAUUCUGGUUUCCCUCAUUCUCCAUGGCAAAGUUCAGCAGCUGCCCAAAUACACGUCACAGAUAGUAGGCCGGUUCAUCAAGCCUCUGAGCAACGCCUACCACGAACUUGCACAAGUGUAUUCAACUAACAAUCCAGCCGAGCUUCGGAACCUUGUGAACAAGCACGGUGAAACAUUUACACGAGAUAACAACAUGGGCCUCGUCAAACAGUGCCUGUCGUCCCUGUACAAGAAGAACAUUCAGAGGCUAACAAAGACCUUUCUGACCUUGUCUUUACAAGACAUGGCAAGCAGAGUACAACUGUCUGGUCCACAGGAGGCUGAGAAGUACGUUCUUCACAUGAUAGAAGAUGGUGAGAUUUAUGCCAGUAUUAACCAGAAAGACGGAAUGGUCAGCUUCCAUGACAACCCAGAGAAGUACAAUAACCCUGCGAUGCUUCACAAAAUUGAUCAAGAGAUGCUGAAGUGUAUAGAACUGGAUGAGAAGCUAAAAUCCAUGGAUCAGGAGAUCACAGUUAACCCUCAGUUUGUACAGAAGAGCAUGGGGUCACAGGAUGAUGAUGUAGGAAGCAAGACGUCCAGUUACUCCUGAAGCAGUUAAUCAGCACGGGAGCAGAACUAAAUCCCACAACAUCAGGUUCUUUUCAGAAGACAUUUUUAAAAAUGGAGGAAAACAUAUUGAGCCUGGACAUCGUUCAAGAAAACAUAAACAUUUGAAUAAUUCAUUUAUGCUUUCAUACAAUGUCUGGGGGAGGGAAAAAAAGGAAGGGUUUUGUCAGUGUUUUAUUUAUCAAUGUUCAGAUGGAAGCACCAUUGCUGCGUUAACAACAAAAAAUAAAAACUGGACUUCCUGUUCAAAUCAA
Lepisosteus oculatus (spotted gar) is the source of this 1666-nucleotide messenger RNA. It is a transcript of the gene cops3, whose product is annotated as COP9 signalosome subunit 3. Gene Ontology annotation, cellular component: COP9 signalosome. Gene Ontology annotation, biological process: ubiquitin-dependent protein catabolic process. The record is from RefSeq and is a predicted model, not a curated record. NCBI's taxonomy places the organism in Eukaryota, Metazoa, Chordata, Actinopteri, Semionotiformes, Lepisosteidae.